CCGGUAGCAACCGGGGGUGAGGUGGAUGCGCAAUCUUUCAACGCGGUUGAAGCUUGGAAGCAUUCUGACUUCCUUUGCCGAAACUACGUGUUGAACGGGCUGCAUGAUGCUUUGUACGACGUGUAUAGCAAAUUAGCUACGGCUAAGGAGCUAUGGAAUGCUUUGGACCACAAAUAUAAAAGCGAGGAUGCCGGCGCAAAGAAAUUUGUUGUUGGUCGAUUCCUUGACUUUAAAAUGGUGGAUUCGAAGACGGUCUUGAGUCAAGUUGAGGAGAUGCAAAUGAUCUUCAACGAAAUUCGAGAUGAAGGAAUGACAGUUAGUGAAUCUUUCCAAGUGGCGUCAAUUAUCCAUUUAUUGCCGCCGUCUUGGAAGGAUUUCAAGAACUACCUUAAGCAUAAGCGAAAGGAAAUGAACUUGGAGCAAUUGAUCCUCCGUCUGCGGAUUGAAGAGGAUAACCGGAAGAACGAUGGGAAACUCCCAAUUGUUCAUGGCGCCAAGGCCAACGUGGUGGAGCAUGCUAAAGGCUCCAAAAAUAAAAAUAAUGGGAAGAGCAAGCUCGGUCCCAAGGGAGGCGUUUCCAAGACGAAGUUCAAUGGAAAAUGCUUCAACUGCAACAAGAAUGGACACAAGUCCUCGGAUUGCAAGGCACCUCGGAAGAAGAAAGACUCCCAAGUCAAUUUGGUGCAAGGUGGGCAAAAGGAUGAAGACAUCAUCCUAGCGGCUGUGGUUACGGAAAUCAACCUCGUUGGAUCCAAUUCCAAGGAGUGGUUUGUGGACACCGGUGCAACCCGGCACAUUUGCUCGAACCGGGAGUUAUUCACAACUUUUGAGCCAUCAAAUGGUGAGAAAGUGUGGAUGGGUAACUCGGCUCAUUCCGCUGUUGAAGGCGUGGGCAAGGUGGUCCUGAAGAUGACUUCGGGCAAAGAGCUGACUCUCAACCAAGUGCUGUUUGUUCCGGAAAUACGCAAAAACCUGAUUUCCGGUUCGUUGUUGAACAAGCAUGGCUUCCGCAUGGUUUUUGAGUCGGACAAACUGGUUUUGUCCAAAUCGGGAAUGUAUGUGGGCAAGGGAUAUACAUGUGAUGGGCUUUUUAAGCUCAAUGUAAUGACUAUUAUUAAUAAUAAUAAUAAAAUCCCUUCUGCUUACUUGCUUGAGUUUUCUAAUGUGUGGCA
Cuscuta europaea is the source of this 1172-nucleotide messenger RNA. NCBI's taxonomy places the organism in Eukaryota, Viridiplantae, Streptophyta, Magnoliopsida, Solanales, Convolvulaceae. The record is from the annotation of a GenBank genome assembly.